Molecule: messenger RNA, 522 nt
Organism: Naegleria lovaniensis
Lineage: Eukaryota; Heterolobosea; Eutetramitea; Acrasida; Naegleriidae
Exons: 1
Coding region: 1-522 (173 amino acids)
Source: RefSeq, a predicted model, not a curated record
AUGGGUUUCCAGUGUAGAGUGCAAUCUGGAACUAAAUUUGACCCACAUUUAUAUUUUAGUUCCACUAUCCCUGAACUAUUUUAUCUCGAUAAUUAUGGAAAAUUGAAAUCUGAUACUCUUUACAAUUUAAACAGUAAUUAUAUUGAAGAAACCAAGAUUAAUGAUGAAAAUUGUUUCGUUGUGAAGGACAAUUCAAAUAAGAUAAUAGAUGAUGCGAAUGGACAAGGCAUGAAAGUUCGUUCAAAGGCAAAAUGGUAUAAUGACAUAAGAAAUGCUGUUUUACAAGUAUUUAAAUCGUCAACUAUGAUGCAUGUGUGUGUUGGACUUGAUAUAACUGAAACAUUCUCACCAGAGGUUGUAGAGAAGUACCAGAAAAACUAUUUGUGCUCCUUUAUUGACAUGAGCAACUAUGACUUACUCUUCGACAAAGAAUGGGAGACUUAUUUAAAGAACUUGUUGACCACAACCACAAAACCAGCACUCGUCUCCCCGGAACUUGAAAGAACUACUUUGGACAAAUAA